UGGAGACUCUUUCGUCCUUCGUCUUAGAUGUUGUCUCCAUCUAUAUAACUCUCUCUGCCUAACAGUCCCCAUAACUAUCUCGCUCUCUCUGCUUUCUGCUAUGACUGCUGACGUAAGCUAUAUCGUACGGAUACUAGGUAGGUACAACGACGAUCGGAUGACGGUAAAGGAUUCCUCAGGACCGGGAUCAUCGGUGGCGCUAAUGACUCGUGAUCUCCUCGGAAGCGCCGGUUGUGGAGGAGACGAUCAUGCUCUGGAGCUUGAUCUUGACCUGAAAGUCCCCAACGGCUGGGAAAAGCGUCUCGACUUGAAGUCAGGGAAAGUGUAUCUUCAACAAUGCAACUCAACGAGCUCCUCUUCUCAUCUCCGUCAUUCAGACCAAUCCAACCAAACUGUUCCAAGGUUUCAAGAUUUAAAUGAUCCACCGGUUUCGAGUAAGCCUCCGGCGAGACCAUUGUUAAGUCUCUUCGACGACACAAGUCUUGAACUGAAGCUAGUCCCUUCUUCAUCACCACCUUCUUCUUCUUCUCUCUCUUUACCAUCCUCGAGUUCGAGUUUCCAGAGUGUUUGCACACUCGACAAGGUGAAAUCAGCUCUGGAGAGGGUGGGGAAAGAUUCAUCCGAGAUGAUAAAGAAACGCAAAUCGCCAGAAGACGGCGUUUGCGAUCUUAUCGCAGAAGCGUCGUCUCCGGUGGCGUAUGUAUUGGUGAUGAAGAACAAUCCGAAGUGCCCUAGGUGUAACUCGUUUGUUCCUUUGGCAACCAUGAAAAAGACUAAAAUUGAUCUCAACAUAUCUUUUUAAUAUCGUAGGUUCAAGUUCUGUAAAUCAUAGGUAAAUCGGGGGUUUAAUUGAAAAUAAUGGGUGUUAGUAAAAUUGCUUUGUUGAUCUUGUUUAAAGUCACUCUGAAGAGGUGCCAAAAUGUUAAAUCGAUUAGUUGGCCAGCCAAUAUGUUUUGAUUAUAUUUAAUCUAGCUGCACUCAUAUUAUGAUAAUUUUUGUUGCAU
Brassica oleracea var. oleracea is the source of this 1004-nucleotide messenger RNA. RefSeq lists its product as uncharacterized. The transcript has 2 exons. The coding region runs from base 101 to 802 and encodes 233 amino acids. The record is from RefSeq and is a predicted model, not a curated record. NCBI's taxonomy places the organism in Eukaryota, Viridiplantae, Streptophyta, Magnoliopsida, Brassicales, Brassicaceae.